AGAUGAUGGGGAGGUGUUGGUGUUAUAAAAGGGUCAUAAGGAGCAGGUGUCUGAGAAAAUCUGCUGGUCUCACUGUAAGGACGAUAGUCAUUAUUGGCAGCCUGGCAGCAGCACGGUCUACGAUCCAAACAGAGGCUUUUUAAGACACUGAAUUAUUCCCCGUGUUUACAACUCCAAGGCGAUGCAUAUGAAUCUUCCUGCACUUACUCUUUGCCUCCUUGGCACAGUGGUAGUCACCCAAAACCUCACAGACCCAUCAACUUCGUCCAACUCAAACAAAUUACUACCAAAUGGCACCUCUGUUGCCCCCACCUCAGCUGGACUCAAUAUCACAACGUCCAACAUUACUGAAAUGACAGAUUCAACCAUGACAACGGAAAACCCUUCAUCCAUCACCACCAAGCCUGCUGACCAAGGAUCACCAGAAGGACUUUCAGAUGGCGCCAUAGCUGGCAUUGCCAUCGGCUCGAUUGCUGGAGUGGCCGCUGUCGGUGGUGGUGUCUUUGGUGCUCUGAAGUUAACCGGGAGGCUUUGAGACCAGUCAUGAAACACACAUCAUGUGCAAACCAUCUUCAACAAACCAGAUUUCAUCCUGAAUGCACAUUGAAAAAUCACCUUUUGACUUAUUAACUCAAAUCAGAAUAAAUAAAAAGAACAUGUUUAAGUGAUAUUAUGGGACGAUAAGAAAACACUAAAGUCUGUGUGACUGCUGGGCGAUUAUGAUUGUUUGCAUUGCUUCAGUUUGGGAAAUAAUCACUAACAGAUGAAUAUACACAUCUGUUAUUUUUGUAUUAAAUAUCAAGAUAUUUUCAUGUUUUUUGAUUUUUGAUUAUAGACAUUAAUUCCAACAGUGUUUGGUUUUAAUUACUAGUUUUUCUUUAACGUCUAUCUCAUCUGAUAACUGCUGUCUUUGGAUUUUAAAAGUAAGUUGGAUUCAGUUGAAUAAUAAUGUGAUUCUAAGAUUUUGGGAUACAUAUUUAUCUAUAAUGGCAAGCAAUGACAUGUGUGUUUGAUGCAUGUACAGCUCCAUUUUCUUUGUCCUUUUUCAAUAAAAUCUUUUGUAAAUCAUUCA
Molecule: messenger RNA, 1072 nt
Organism: Labrus bergylta (ballan wrasse)
Lineage: Eukaryota; Metazoa; Chordata; Actinopteri; Labriformes; Labridae
Source: RefSeq, a predicted model, not a curated record